This is a messenger RNA of Numida meleagris (helmeted guineafowl), 1753 nucleotides long. RefSeq names its product HIG1 hypoxia inducible domain family member 1A (gene HIGD1A). The transcript has 4 exons. Gene Ontology annotation, cellular component: mitochondrion. The coding region runs from base 16 to 711 and encodes 231 amino acids. NCBI's taxonomy places the organism in Eukaryota, Metazoa, Chordata, Aves, Galliformes, Numididae. The record is from RefSeq and is a predicted model, not a curated record. Gene Ontology annotation, biological process: mitochondrial respirasome assembly; negative regulation of apoptotic process.
AAGAGCUGAGCUGCAAUGAGAAAAGUACAGAAGGAAAAGCACCGAAUUGCGCUCGGGACGGACCGGGCAGCACAGGAGCACGCCGCAACUCCCGGCCGGGACUGCCCGGGCGGGGCUCCCUCCGUAACUCAACACCGAGUGACGUCACGCCCUACGCAGCCUCUUAGUCCAUAUAAGGAAUUCACUCCAUAUAAGGAGGUGAAGGCUCCGCCCCUCCGAGCGGCGCUCAGGAUUGGCUGGCGUUGGGUGCGCGGGGCUCUGGGAGCUGUAGUUCCCAGGCGCACAGGGGGCGGGGCGAGGCCGCCGGCCAAUAAGGGCGGGUGGGCGGAGCCUGGUGCCGCAGACGCCGGCCGGUGUAGGAGAUCGAGUGCGGAGCGGCGACUUCGGUGCGGGCUGUGCGGUGGGAGCGGGGCGCCGGGCACCAUGUCGUCCGGUCAUGAACCUAUUUACCCUGAGUAUGAGACCGAAACCAGCCAGACAUCGAAGCUGCUACGGAAAUUUAAGGAGACGCCGUUUGUACCGAUUGGGAUGGCUGGCUUUGCCGUGGUGGUGGGCUAUGGGCUGUACAAACUGAAGCACCGGGGGAACAUGAAAAUGUCGCUACACCUGAUUCACAUGCGUGUGGCAGCGCAGGGUUUUGUUGUGGGAGCAAUAACGUGCGGUGUGCUGUAUUCCAUGUUUCGGGAGCACGUGAUAAAGCCCAAGGAGUAAUAGAAGGAUAACCUAAAUCUGUCCCAGUGGUGGCCUGUGUACUGCAUCUAUAAACCUCAUAUCGAGGGGUUCUUGAGGAAAAAAAUAUAUUGUUUUAGAGAACUGCCCUUUAUUUUUGUAUAUGGUACGCUGUUCAGAGGCUGGCAGCCUAAAUGAUUGCAUACUAGGCGAAUGGGUAUGGCAGUCUGGUUCUCUUUGAUUGGCACUACCAUACCCAGCUUUUUAGGGGACAUAGUGGAGUACCCAUUUUCUUCCCCUUGGCUGUUUUACUCAGCCCUACAAUUGGUGACCUCUCUUGCUGCUGUUGCCCAAAAUGACAAAGUCUGAACUAGCUUUGCGAGGCCUCAGCCAGGGUGUAGAGGCCGUGUCUGUAAGACAGCAUUGUGUUUUAUGUCACCGUCUGUCCUGUGUAUUUGCCAGCCUCCAGCUUUGUAAUUUAGAAGCUUCUGGCAGCACUGAUUUCUAAAAUAGAGAGAUCUGUAAACAUCUAUUUUAUUUUUUUUAUUUAAGGCGUGAGGUAUUUGGUGUGUUUCAGCUAUUUAAAUGUUAUAUUUAUUCAUCGUUAAUGAAGACACAGUCUCCCUAUCUUUACCAUAAGCUUUCAGACCCUUGGAUUACUGUAUUUUGUAACUUUAUUAGUGUUCUUCUGGGUAAUAUUUAAAUGUAACAUUUAAAAUAUGCCUGGGUUUGGCAUUCUAAUACUUUUGAAGUGUGAUAUAGCUCCGACUUAAUGUUUCCCCACAGAAAUUUUGAAGAGUUUGCAUCUGAAAAGCCCCUUUGGUGAGGUGUGAAACCUUUGUAAGCUGCCAAUGUGAUUUUACGCAGGAACCCCUUGUAUCUCUAACAGCAGUCACAAAAAUAAAUGUGUUGAUGAAAUGAGUUGGUUAAAAAAAAAAAAACCUGACUUUCUCUGACUAGCCUACAUUCCAUCGUGCCAGUAUGAUGUCUAACAAAUAAAACAAGGUGCGCCCUCCCCCUCUCUGUGAUACGUUGUGGGGAGGAGUGUGUGAUGCAAUGUGAAUAAACAGCUGAGAGCACUGCA